Triticum aestivum (bread wheat) is the source of this 675-nucleotide messenger RNA. RefSeq lists its product as uncharacterized. Bases 67 to 465 code for a protein of 132 amino acids. Gene Ontology annotation, biological process: cell fate determination. The record is from RefSeq and is a predicted model, not a curated record. The transcript is spliced from 2 exons. Lineage: Eukaryota; Viridiplantae; Streptophyta; Magnoliopsida; Poales; Poaceae.
AGCUACGCUAAUCAAUCUUCAUCACAUCAAAGCUUCUCCUGAGCUACCUCGUUCUUAGCUUCAGCCAUGGCGUCCAAGGCCUGCAUCCUGAUCCUGCUCCUCGUUGCAGCUCUUCUCCAUACAGGUCAUGCUAGUGGCGACGCCGGGCCGUGCCAACUGGAGGACAUCCGCGUCUCGUCGGUGUUGACGGGGCGGCGGGUCCUGAAUGUGCCGGAGUACAGCGUGACGGUGGAGAACACGUGCUCGUGCGCGCAGGCGGGCGUGGUGAUGUACUGCAACCUCGGCGAGGUGAAAGCGGUGAUCUCGGACACGACCAAGCUCCGCCUGCUGAGCCGGAAGCAAGGGCACUGCCUCAUCAACAGCGGCUGGCCGAUCUUCAACGGCAAGCCCAUAAUGUUCACCUACGCCGCCAAGACGCAGCUCGACUUCACCCUCGAUAACGCCUCGCCGGAGUGCCUGGUGUGAUCGUAGCUUUUUAUUACACAAACACAAGCAACUUUAUUACUUGGAAGUAAGAAUGUUUAAAGGUACAGAAAUAGGGUCGUAGGAAUGACCAGGCCAAAUAUGGCGUCCUGUACCUAAAGACGACGUGUCCUUUGCAAGGCUAUGCGCCUUGAAAUUAAAGUUUGUACGCUCAUGAAUAAAAAGGUAACUGUCAAAAGAUGAUUUAUACUC